Molecule: messenger RNA, 1622 nt
Organism: Salvia hispanica
Lineage: Eukaryota; Viridiplantae; Streptophyta; Magnoliopsida; Lamiales; Lamiaceae
Product: protein DETOXIFICATION 24-like
Biological process (GO): xenobiotic detoxification by transmembrane export across the plasma membrane
Cellular component (GO): membrane
Molecular function (GO): xenobiotic transmembrane transporter activity; antiporter activity
Source: RefSeq, a predicted model, not a curated record
CCAAUAAAUUUUCAACUGCUAUUAUUAUUAAAAUAAAAUGGCAGAGGGGAUACAGAUCGAGUUUACAGCAAGCAUGGACGAUAACAGCCUUGAAGAGAGGCUUUUGGAUCGAAAAGAAGAUGGUGAUUUGAAAGCAAGAAUAUGUGAAGAAUCGAAGAAAAUAUGGAGGAUUGCCACGCCAAGUGUGAUCGCAAGAGUGAGCUCUUUCGGCACCAUCGUCGUCACGCAAUCUUUUAUCGGCCACAUCAGCGCCGUCGAUCUUGCCGGCUACGCUCUCGUCCAAACUCUAAGCGUCCGUUUCGUCAACGGCAUAUUGAUUGGGAUGUCGAGUGCAACCGAGACUCUGUGUGGGCAGGCAUUCGGGGCAAAGCAUUAUGAGAUGAUGGGAAUCUACCUGCAGCGCUCAUGGCUCAUUGAUCUCAUCACUCUCACUCUUUUCCUCCCUGUUUUCGUCUUUGGGGCGCAGAUCUUCAAACUCGUUGGCCAACAGAAAGAGAUAGCGGAAUCUGCUGGCUAUAUAUCUCUCUGCUUCAUUCCAUACGUAUACGCACUCAUCUUUAAUUUGACCAUACAGAUGUACUUGCAAGCGCAGCAGAAGAACAUGAUCGUUGCCUGGCUAUCGGGUUUGCAGUUUGUGAUCCACAUUGCUUUUUCUAAUCUUUUUGUGUAUGUUUUGGAUUUUGGAUUGGGUGGCGCUAUGGCGGCUCUAUGCGUCUCUUCUUGGUUUCUUGUUUUGGGGGAAUUUGUGUACAUUUUCGGAGGUUGGUGUCCGGAGACAUGGAGAGGUUUUAGUACAGCUGCCUUCAAGGAUAUAUGGCCAGUUGUGAAGCUCUCACUGUCAUCUGGUGUAAUGAUAUGUCUGGAGCUGUGGUACUAUGCAAUUCUGGUGUUGCUGGCUGGAUACAUGGAAAAUGCACAAGUUGCUAUAAAUGCAUUUUCCAUUAGCCUCAAUAUAGUUUCUUGGAUGUUGAUGUUCAUCAUGGGCAUUAUGGGUGCUGCAUGUGUUCGGGUUGGAAAUGAGCUAGGGAGAGGAGACGCGGGAGCGGUGAGAUUCUCAAUCAAAGUGCUAAUGGGCACCUCUACUUCGAUAGGGCUCUUGUUUUGGAUCAUCUGCUUCCUAUUCAGCACCAACAUCACAUAUCUCUUCACCGAUGAUGAGGCAGUCAUCCACACAGCCUCUCGUCUCUCACUUCUUCUUGCCUUUUCGGCCUUGUUUGCUAGCAUUUACCCGGUCCUCUCUGGUGUGGCUAUAGGAUCGGGUCUGCAAACGAAGGUGGCGGUCAUAAAUUUAGUUUGUUUCUAUGGAAUUGGACUGCCGGUAGGAGUUGUGCUUGGAUACGUGCUUCAUCUUCAAGUAGAGGGGAUAUGGUUAGGGCUUGCCUUUGGAGUUCUAACUGAGACUUGUGCCAUGAUCUACUUGGUUUGGAAAACAAAUUGGGAUAAAGAGGUGUUGAAGACUUCAGCACGUCUAAAGAGAUGGAACUUGGAAUAAUUUGAUUCUGAAAAUCAGAGUUUGUUGUGUAUGCUUUUUCAGUUGUAACUUGAAAGUUUCAUGGUUUUCAUAUUAAAAAUGUGUAAAAUCUUGAUUUCCCAUAUUAGCAAAUAACGUGUACAACGUAACA